AAUCCUUUGAAUCCUUUGAAUCCUUUGAAUCCUUUGAAUCCUUUGAAUCCUUUGAAUCCUCCUUUGAAUCCUUUGAAUCCUUUGAAUCCUUUGAAUCCUUUGAAUCCUUUGAAUCCUUUGAAUCCUUUGAAUCCUUUGAAUCCUUUGAAUCCUUUGAAUCCUCCUUUGAAUCCUUUGAAUCCUUUGAAUCCUUUGAAUCCUUUGAAUCCUUUG
This is a messenger RNA of Photinus pyralis (common eastern firefly), 213 nucleotides long. RefSeq names its product sporozoite surface protein 2-like. The transcript has 3 exons. The annotation marks the transcript as partial. The record is from RefSeq and is a predicted model, not a curated record. Lineage: Eukaryota; Metazoa; Arthropoda; Insecta; Coleoptera; Lampyridae.